UAAGAGCCAAUCACAGUCGAUUGCUACUUGGCCGCUCAUUGAGCGGUCGUGUUUCUAGAUGUACACAAUUCGUUAUGUACAUCGCGUCAGCCAAUCAAUAUAUUAGUUUUACAGGAAAACAACAUAGUUAAUAGCAAAUUUGCUGAUUGGCUACCGCGUUGCCGUGUCUUGUCUACGAGCGUCCAUAGGCCUUGAGCAAUAUGCGUACUUAACCAAAUAUUGUUUCAUACAUGUGAGAAAGGUAACAGAACUUAUUUGACGAAAGCGGAGUCUUUUUUAUUGCGUUCUUUCAUUUUAUGCAAAAAACGUAUCAGAUGCAUAACAAUUCAUUAUUUUCAUCGAGAAAGCUAUAUUGAAAGCUAUAUUACCCGUUUGACUUCUCAAAUCUUUUUUAUAGACAUGUGAUAAUAAUAAAUAAACUUUAUUUCGUUGAGAUUUAAGAUAAUGACUGUCUAUUAAAGUGUUUUGUUGCGUUGUGCCCAUUGUUGUCUAAAGUGCCAUGGCAAAUUGUCCACGUCUUGUUUCUGAUUACUUUACUCCACACGUUGUGUGGUAUGAUAAAGAUUAUAUAGUUGUUAUUCGCAUUCAAUUAAGCGAUAUAUCUGAUUAUUAUUUGCGAGUUGACAACGAGUAUUUGAUUUUUAGUGCAAUAAAAGAUGAUAAAAGAUAUUAUCUCGUCCUGCACUUGUUUGGACCAGUGAUAGCAGAGAAGACAAGAAACAAGAAUGUAGGAAGGGAAAUUACAGUUCGUCUUAUAAAAGCGCUUAAAACUUUUCCAUGGUUAAGACUGAUCAGUUCUAAGGAAAAAAAUUUUUUUAUAUCACGUGACUUGAGUGAGCUAUAUGAAAUAGAUGAGCUGAGUGGUGAAGUCCAAAUAAAUGAAAAGGGAAAGCAUUGCAGAAGAAGUCAAAAAGCAGUCAAAAAGGAUAUAUAUUACCUUUUGAGCAGUGCAGUGAUGAAGAUGAUUCUGAUGAAGAUGAAACAUAUUUUUCUGAAUUGAUAUAUUAAUACAUAUUAUUCAGCUUCUCUCACUGGAGUAUAAUUACUAUCCAUAUUUUUAUAACUAAAGAAAUGAUUGGUCAUUAUUUUAUAAACAUUGUUUACAAUUAAUAAAUUAUUUGCACAGUGUUUCAGAAAUAGUCAUCAAAACACUUUUUGAAGUCUUUACAACUCAAAUAAAUUCUGCAAAAAUAGAUAAUUAUUUAUAUAAUGCCAUAAAUAAAUUUUUGUGGUAAAUUUUAUUUUUUACCUUUCUGCCAGCAGAUGUUGAGUCUUUUAGGGCUCAUGUUACAAUUUUGAGGAAGUUUGUUAUGGGUCAAAAUCCCACUCGACGUUCGCUGUGCACACUGUCACACUGUUCGCUUUCCAAGGAUUAAUAAAAAACAAUGAGAUUUAUAUGAUUCCCGGUGCGAAUUGUGACACGGAUAUUUUAUCUUUUACGGAUACAUUAUAUUUCCUCCGUUGUAUAUUAUCAAAUUGACAACUUAACAAUAUUUAGACGUGUUCUUAAUCAAGUCUUCCAAAAAAAUAAAGUAAAAGUUUUCAGAAAUAUAAUAAAUAAUUAUUUUUAAGAUUUUUUAAAUCUGACAGUUUAUAUCACUAUUUAUGUAAAAAAACAUCGGUUGUUGGAUCAAGUUCGUUACACUGAAUGCAAUUCUUGAUAUUUAGUGAAAACAAAUACAAUUCUGAUACAUUCUGUGUCACAAGAAAUAACAAUUCUUUCUUGUGUAAAACCAAAUAUAAAAUCA
Pseudomyrmex gracilis is the source of this 1748-nucleotide messenger RNA. Its product is annotated as very-long-chain (3R)-3-hydroxyacyl-CoA dehydratase-like. Gene Ontology annotation, biological process: germ-line stem cell division; transposable element silencing. Lineage: Eukaryota; Metazoa; Arthropoda; Insecta; Hymenoptera; Formicidae. The record is from RefSeq and is a predicted model, not a curated record. The transcript is spliced from 4 exons. Bases 500 to 1000 code for a protein of 166 amino acids.